AUGCCAGGCCUUAUUGACUUCCCUCCCUUUCCGGACGAUGUGCCUACCCACCCUCUGCUCGUCGUUGACUAUCAGUUGCUGAAGGCUGGCGACCAGAACGAGAUUGACACACUCUGGAAAGCUGCCACCGAGCUCGGCUUCUGGUAUUUGAAGAACCAUGGCGUCGACGGCGACGUACAGGAGAUGUUCGAUAUGGGCGCAGAGACUAUGGCGCUUCCCCUCGAAGAAAAAAUGAGAUUCGAGCAGGGUGAUGACGGCAUGUCUUUCGGUUAUAAGGCAGCCGGCGCCAACGCCACGGAUGAGAAGGGCAACCUGGACACAGUCGAGUUCAUCAAUGUCGCGAAGGACGAUGCGCUUGCCUACCCGAACGUGGUACACCGCACGUAUCCGCCUACGGUCGACGCGCGGAUGGAGAACACCAUCAGACCGUUCAUUCAGAAGUCGCUCGAGGUCAACAGCACGUUGCUCGACAUCUUCAACGACAGGCUCGGACUUCCCAAGGGCACGUUGGCCAAGAAACAUCUGCUGGGGAGCCCAGUGGAAAACCCGCCCAAGCACGACGCCAAUGAGCCCAAAGCCGCUAUCGGUGCGCAUACAGAUUUCGGCUCUCUGUCCUUCCUUCACAACCGUCUCGGAGGUUUGCAGGUCAUGGUUCCAGGCACGGAAAGCUGGCAGUACGUAAAGCCCAUCCCAGGACAUGCCAUCUGCAACCUUGGAGACGCAAUGAGCAUCUUCAGCGGCGGUAUUCUUCGCUCGAACCUGCAUCGCGUCGUUCCUCCCCCGGGAGCUCAGUCGCAGUAUGAACGCUGGUCCCUCGUAUUCUUCACCCGUCCUGGCUAUUCCCAGCUCCUAGAGGCGCUCACCGAGGGCAGCCCGAUGAUUGCGGAGGCAGCCUCGAAGGUCGCUGACAAAAGCAUCUACUUCUCUGGCCAGACGUCGAAGGAGUGGUUCUUCCGGAGGAUCAAGAACCAAAGGACCAAGAACCAGAAGGGCCCCGAGACAUGGCGUGCAAGUCGCGGCACAGAGCAUCGCCCGGAGGCCGCUUGA
Messenger RNA from Fomitopsis serialis, 1047 nucleotides. RefSeq names its product Clavaminate synthase-like protein. The coding region runs from base 1 to 1047 and encodes 348 amino acids. Gene Ontology annotation, molecular function: dioxygenase activity. NCBI's taxonomy places the organism in Eukaryota, Fungi, Basidiomycota, Agaricomycetes, Polyporales, Fomitopsidaceae. The record is from RefSeq and is a predicted model, not a curated record. The transcript is spliced from 8 exons.